Messenger RNA from Stylonychia lemnae, 348 nucleotides. The record is from the annotation of a GenBank genome assembly. NCBI's taxonomy places the organism in Eukaryota, Ciliophora, Spirotrichea, Sporadotrichida, Oxytrichidae.
AUGCAAAGUACAAUAAGUUUCAGCAGUCAAUUCGAUAAGCAGCUACAAUAGUAAAAAUUGAUGAGACAAUAUUUAAACAAUUAGCAAUCCAAGUUCAAGAUCAGAUUAAUGAAUCAUACCCCUGAAUUAGUAGAAAGCUUAACUCCCACAGAAAGCCUAACCUAUUUACCUUUAAGAGCUUAGUUCUAAACUUUAACUCAUGAUCAGAGCUAAUUAGAAUUGAUAAAAUCCGCAUUACUAGGAUUACCGAAAAUCGAUCAUAUUAGUCCCCGUACACCCAAUCUUAUCAAGAGAACUGAACCUUUGAAGAUGAAAAACGAUAAUUUGAUGAAAUUACUUAUGAAUUGA